Molecule: messenger RNA, 3695 nt
Organism: Chelonoidis abingdonii (Abingdon island giant tortoise)
Lineage: Eukaryota; Metazoa; Chordata; Testudines; Testudinidae
Product: up-regulator of cell proliferation-like
Biological process (GO): regulation of apoptotic process
Molecular function (GO): GTP binding
Source: RefSeq, a predicted model, not a curated record
GCUGGUAUCUAACUAGCAAAACACAGCAAACCUCUGCAGAUCCUGUGAUUCAGUGAUAAUGGCCACUGGUGACAAAUACAGGAUUCUCAUCACCAAACGCACAGAGCUGAUACAAAUUAUUCAAAGAGACCCUGACAACAUCUUGGAUGAGUUACUUGCUCAGUCCAUCAUCACAGAGGAAGAGUACAACAGCUUCUAUCAAAAAGAGGACAUCGUGAUCAAGAUCAGGAAGUUGUUAAUUCACAUACAGAAAAGAGGGGAGUCAACCUGCCAGCAAUUUCUGGAGUGUUUAGAAAUCCUCUUUCCUGGCAUCAAUCAGGAUUUACAACCUUCUGGUCAUGAGAAAAAUAAAGCUUUUCAAGGACUACUUUCUAAGCUAAACCUGCAGGAAUACCAAAGCACGAAGCUCAGACUGCGAGAUGUCCUGGAAAUUGGCUCAGAAAGUACAGAAAACUGGACUCCUCAGAUGUUCGGGGAUUUACCGUGGCAUUUCCUGAGGAAACUCAUUGCUCUGAAUGGGACAGCCAGAAACACAAGCCUUGGACACAGAGCAUGUGAUGAUGAAGGCGGCAGCGAGGAUGCACAGAUUGCAGGUGGAGAUGUUUUUAGUUUUAAUGACACUGACAUCAGAGAAUCUCUACAUCCCCUCGAUGGUCUCUGUGCCAUUCUGCUUUGCUCAGACAGUUUUCUGCAGCAGGAGAUCCUGUCCAAAAUGUCCAUGUGCCAGUUUGCCCUCCCUCUCCUGCUGCCUGCCCUCAACACUCCCAAGUGCACCCUGAUGCUGUGGGCCAUGAGGGACAUUGUGAGGAAGUGGAGGCCGCACUCCCUGGCAGAGAGCAGAGGGUUCAGAGAGGAGAGCCUGCUGCUCACAUCAAUGCCAACCAUUUCCUUUGUGCGGUUGGGGAGCUGCAGCUUCUCCAAGUCCAAACUCCUCAAUGACGUUCUCAGCCCCUCCCAGCAGCACCACGAUUUCUUCAUCUAUCGGGACAUGGAGUCUGGGAAUGUCCCUCGGGAAAUUGCAGAUGGGCUGGUCGAGAUUUCCUGGUAUUUCCCUGGAGGGAGGGAGAAUUUGGAUCUUUUCGCAGAGCCCGUUGCAGUUACAAAUCUGCGGGGAGACACUGAGUCCCACUGGCUACAAUUUAGCUUUUCAACAGUGGUGUCCUCAGCAGUGUUCAUAGUUACUGAGAGUAUCAGUGAGAGACAAUACGCACUGUUAUCAUCUCUGCAGUGAUCAGCCACUAAAUACUACUUCAUCCUCAAUUGCAAGAAUGGAAAUCCCAAGGAAACAUUGGGAUUCCUUAAUAAGUUGGCUCCAGUGCUGAAUCUGAGCAAACCACAGCUACUGGUGAAAGACAGCACCACAAAUAAUGCAGAAUUUGUGCAAAAAGUGAAAUCUGCCAUAAAAGGCAUAAUGAGUUCAUCUCCCAAGAGAACGAAUUUGGAAGGCAUGGCUGUGACCGCACGUGAACUAGGAAUCCAGGUAGAUGAGGACCGAAAGGAAUGUCAGAGUGCAAGCAAGCAGGCUAGAGAAAUCAUUGUGGAAAUAAAAGAUGUGGCAAAGUACAAGAGGGAUAUGCUGAGACUGCAGGGGGAUCUCUUGGAAGAAUUGUCUAAAGUGGAAAAAGAACUGUGCAGAAUGAGAAGACAAGGGGAGACAGCCACCGAAGACUAUAAAUGUCAACUGAGAGAGAAACAGCUGGAUUUACGUAGACAGCAGAAUCAAUGUGACCUUAUUGAUGGAUUGAUUAAAUUUAUUAGUGGAAUAGGACAAUUGCCUUCAAUAGAGAAACAUUACUUUCUGAAAUGGAUGAAGUUUAGCCUGGAUCACAUUACUCGAGAGAAUCUUUUUAAACUAUGGGAUCAAUAUAAAGAGGAAAGUAAAAUGGCAGGAGAUGACCCACAAGCACUAGCCAUGCUGGAUAAAUUAAUAUCUACCACUUCCUUAGGGGUUGAGCAUUUCAUGCGUGAGCUGGGGCAGUUUUAUGAAGCUGAAUGCUCAGUGGUUAAAGAAGGAAACAAGGCAGAAUGCCACAGACCAUUCAUCCAUCUCCCAGGCAUAGCAGCUGACCUGAUGCUGGAAGGGUUUCCCAUGGAGCUGAUCGAUGGAGAUUCAUCCAACAUCCCACUGCAGUGGGUGACAGAUGUUCUGACUAAGCUCCAUGCCAAGCUGGAGGAAAGGUCCAGAAUGGUGGUUAUAACAGUGCUGGGAGUGCAGAGCACUGGGAAAUCCACCCUUCUCAACACUAUGUUUGGCAUGAAGUUUGCAGUGAGCAGUGGCCGAUGUACACGAGGAGCCUUCAUGAUGCUCAUUAAAGUGGCAGAGAACUUUCAACAGGACCUGGGCUGUGAUUUCAUCCUGGUGAUAGACACAGAAGGCCUGAAAGCCCAAGAACUGGCCAAGCUGGAGGACAGUUAUCAACAUGAUAAUGAACUGGCCACACUGGUGAUUGGACUGAGUGACAUAACCAUUGUUAACAUGGCCAUGGAGAACGCCACAGAAAUGAAGGAUGUUCUGCAAAUUGUGGUCCAUGCCUUUCUCAGAAUGGAGGAAAUAGGGCAAAAACCCAACUGCCAAUUUGUGCAUCAGAAUGUCAGUGAUGUAUCUGCACAUGACCAAAACAUGAGGGACAGGAAACACCUCCUGGAGCAGCUGAAUGAAAUGACCAAAGCUGCAGCUAGGAUGGAAAAGCAAUGUAAAAAAGUGAAAUUUUCAUGUAUUAUGGACUAUGAUGCAGAGAAACACAAUUGGUACAUCCCUGGGCUGUGGCAUGGAGUCCCUCCCAUGGCUCCAGUGAACAUGGGAUACAGUGAGAGUGUAUGUGAGCUAAAGAAAUACCUGUUUGAUUUUAUAAAGAAACGGUCACAUAACAGAGACCCUAAAGACAUUCCCCAGUUUGUCAAAUGGGUGGAGAGCCUGUGGAAUGCUGUCAAACACGAGAACUUCAUCUUAAGUUUCAGAAACAGCCUUGUAGCUGAAGCCUAUAACCAGCUGUCUAUGAAGUAUUCCGAGUGGGAAUGGCAUUUCCGCAAAGAGAUACAUCUCUGGGUAUCUGAAAAGGAAACUGUCAUUCAGAGUCAGACAUCAGAGAAACUACAGGCUAGUGCCUUAUCCAUGUUGAAAAAUGAGGCACAGGAAAAACUGCAGUAUGAGAAACAAAAAGUUUUGGAUAAUUUACAAGAUUAUUUUGAAAGUGGAGUUUCGAAUCUGCACCUGAUAGAAAAGUACAGAGAAGAUUUUAUCAGGAGUGCAACCUGCCUCACAAAUGAACUUGAGAGCUACUCCGAGAACAAGUGCGAGGAAGCAAUUCGAAUUUGAAAAGGCCAGCUCAAGAGAGAAAACAUCCAGACCUCAUACAUGCAGAUAAUUGAAGGGAAAGUUGACAGGCUCUUGGAUGAAUGUAGGAAAAAAAAACAUAAACUAGAGGAUGAGGAACUGAAAUUGGAAUUUGAAAACAUGUGGGCAGAAACACUGUCAGAGUUGAAGUUCAGUAGUUUACAGAAACGUGAAAUUUAUCGAGAGAUGGAGUCCCAGUUGAGAAAGGACCUAGCAAAUCAAGGGAGUGCCAUCAGGCAGAAGCUACAGGAAUCAGGUAGUUUGUUGUUUCAUGGAAUUGACAAUUUCACAGUGAAAAAGGAGUAUCUAGAUUCAGCAUUGAUCAAAACUAGGAAACAACAGUUCAUAGGGGAAUGUGAAA